Molecule: messenger RNA, 3774 nt
Organism: Symbiodinium sp. CCMP2592
Lineage: Eukaryota; Dinophyceae; Suessiales; Symbiodiniaceae
Source: the annotation of a GenBank genome assembly
AUGAGCCUAUGCAGGGGCCACCACCCAUGGCUUCGGUGCACAGCCCUGAUCACUGCUGGCUUUGCUCUCUGCGAUCUCACCAAAUGCACCCACCUUUUUGUUGGCAAGCCUGGGACAGGGACACGCCUGGCCGGACAUGCGAGACUGAAAAGCUUUGCACGGUCCGCCUGCAAGGAGACGCCACUCCUUGACGAGGAGAGCAAUGACUUGUUCCUGCUGCUCAGGGGGAUGACAACGGUCAGCUUCUGCACAGGCGCUCCUCCAAUCCCCUGGCUUCAAGAAAGGCUUGCAGCGGUGCUGGCGGCAAAUCCCUGGCUAGCAGGAAGCCUCAGGAGGACCUCAUCCGAGGAUCGCGUGUUUCUUCGCUAUGAGGAAGAUGUAGGCGAAGAAGCGGCGCAUGAAAUCUUCCAAAGCAUCGGGCCUGGCAUACUUGACCUACACCCCGACAUGCCCUACGACGUGCUGACGCAGAAAGUGAGUGGUUCCUGUGCUGAAAUUCCGUCCGGAGUGGAGUGCCUGCGGAACUCCAGCCAUCCUUUGCUGAAAGUGACGAUCUGCAGCCCUUCGAGUGAUGACUUUGCCCUCCUCGUCUCGCUGUCGCACAUCAUUGCUGAUGGGUACACCUACUACAGGAUCUUCCACAUGCUGACGCGCAAGCUGACACCAGUCCGUUCCCUGAGACCAGAGCGAAAGCUGGCUUUCCAUCAAGAACGUUUGCGCGCUCUUGGCCGGCCUGAAUACGACUUCAUCUUCUCGCCAGCAUAUGUGCUGAACUCCCUUACCAGCAAGUUUCUAUGGGGAAGACCUAAGUGCCGUGCCUUUGUCAUCAAUAUGGAGAAGGUGAAACAACUUCAGGUCCAAGCUGCAAAGGGGACGGUCCCGACCGUGCCUCUCUCGACGAACGACAUCGUAACGUCGAGUGUUGCAAGGCUCUUCGGUGCGCGUGCUUGUUCAAUGGCCGUGAACUUCCGCGGGCGCCUGGCAAACCUGUCGGAGGACGACGCUGGCAACUACCAGGGUCUUCUGUGGUUUGGUCCCGAUGACAUCUCGGGGCCGAGUCUGGUCCGGGCAGCAUUGGAGCAGGGCAGACAGCAGGGAGUCUAUCGGCGAUGUGGCAGCGAUCCAGUUGGCCAACUGCCCGGCUUUCGGGAGACGCUUUGCUCACGCCUGGCGGUCAUAACCAGCUGGGUCUUCAAAGACGAGCCGAUGUUGGAGGGGUGCACGAUGGGGCUGCACCUCCCCCAUUUCGACUUGGAUGAGGUUAAUUCGGACAUGGCCGUAAUCUUCAGACCGCGACCGGGGCAACAGGCAGUCAUGCUGUUCACAAAGGACCUGAAUGUGGAUGUGCUAGCGGCGGCACCGGACAGUGUCCUUGGAGAGCCUGCCCUGCUGAUGAUGGAGCGAGGCAUCUCCUUUGAAGAAGCAUGGACUUUCUGCGAGAAGAGACGGCCCAUUGUGUAUCCCAACGUCGGAUUUCAACAGCAGCUCCGACAUCUCGAAAAAGUGAUGACGGAAAAAGUCGACUUGAAGGCGCCUUGGCAGAAGCAGGUGAAGCAGCUCCGAGAGGCCUUGCCGAAAGGCGAUUUGGAAGGGCCAAAGUCCCCACUUCCGAUCCGGGAUGCGAUCGGCUCUUGCAUGGGUGCCGCCCUGAACGAGCUGGAGGCCCUGGUAGACAAGGUUCUUUCUCAACCACAGCUGCUUCAAAAGAGGGAACUGUGGAAAAGACAAGGGCUCUUCUUUGAGAACUUGCACAAGUACAAGGCCAUUCCCGGGGACCUGGGCCUACUGAGCCGUGCCAAAGUGGCGGCUGAUCAGUUGAGGUCACUGCAGAAAGUUUACAGCGAAUCCCUGAAAGGCGUCAAGUUAGCCAACGCCGUUGCACAGGAGUUGGAGGACUGGUCCAAAGUGGCUGCACCAGAGCUCGAGAAAGCCGAAGCCGAAGGCCAGUCUGAAGCAAAGGGUGAAGAGAAGCUCCCCAAGGAGCUGAGCAAAAAAGAGAAGAAACGACUCAAGAAGGAGAAGAAGCGCGAGAAAAAGGCCAAGAAAGCGGAAAAGAAAGCUGCGAAGACCUUGGCCAAGAUCGAAGAGGCUGCAAAGGAGGCCGAGCAGAUCGCGAAGCUCGCGGGCGAAGAGGAAGCCGAGGCCGCCAGAAGAAUAGCCGAGGUGGAGGAGGAGCUUGCGGCAGCUGAGGCGGCAGCGGCUGCUGCCGAGGAGUCCUCAUCCGAAGAUCCUGAGAUGGCCAGCCGUGCGGGGUGGCCAAAGCAGCAAGGCUUCGAGAACAACUCAACGAAGCCUACGAGCAUUCUGCGAACGUGUGAUGCUCAGCAGGGCUAUGGCCCAUGGGCGGCGAAGCUGGGCCUGGUUCUUGCCUUUGUGGCACUGCCAGAGCUGGCCUCUGCCUUCAUCGAGGAGAUUUUUCAGCAGUUUGGAGCAGGUGGAGGGCAACAAUUCCACUUCCAGAUGGGCGAUGGUAACGUGUUCGAGAUGGGAGGAGGCGGUCGUCGAGAGAAGCCGAUCAAAUGGCCCAAGGGCUCGUCUGACAAAAUCUCGAAGAAGUUCGCUUGGAUGAAAGGUACCGAGUGGAGUUGGAACAAUUGGAGGAAUGUCAAGUUCCAGAAGGAUGGCAACUUCGAAGCUCCAACCAAUGACUGCCAACGUGGUCAGUGCAAAUGGUCUGCCAACAAGGGCAAGAUCUUUGUGCUCUGGGGCCAAGCCGGGCUCCAUGAAUUGGAGAUAGUCGGCGAGGUGCCAACAGAGCAGAAUCAACGGAAAAUGCAAGGGAUGCAGAUGAGGGGUCGCCGCGUCUCCGACGGGGAUAGGUGCUCUGCCGUUUUCCAAAGAGUUUUCGACCAUGAAGCGGCUGAGCUAGACAAGGACCUCUACGAGAUCCUCGGCCUCCAGGAAGAUUCCGACGAGGCAGACAUCAAGAAGGUGUACCGGAAGCUGUCCAUCAAGUACCACCCCGACAAAAAUCCCGAUGAGGAGUCGAAAAGGAAGUUCGGCGAGAUCCGGGAUGCCUACGAGAUCCUGAACGAUCCGGACAAGAAGAUCCUCUAUGACACCGGCGGGAUGGAGGCAGUCAAGAAGGCCGAAAAAGGCGAGAUCGAGAAAGGCGAGGAUGCCAGAGCGAAUCUGGCAGUGAGUCUAGAAGACCUGUACAACGGUGGCAACAGAAAGGCGGAGAUCGAACGGCGCAUUGUCUGUCGAGGUUGCAGGGUCAAGCCAGACUCUCCAAAGUGCCAGGGCUGUCACAGGUGUCCGAACGAAGUGAGGUUAGUAAACCGGCAGGUUGGCCCUGGCAUGUUCAUGCAGCAGCAAGAAGAAGUGCAGAGCCAGGAGAAGUGCAAGCAGGAGCUCGCCGAGAUAGAUGCCCACAUAGAAAAGGGAAUGCGGGAUGGCGAAAGCCUCACCUUUCCUCGCAUGACCGACCAGAGGCCAGGCAUGAUCCCCGGCAGCAUGAUCUUGACGCUCAAGGUUGCGAAGCAUCCGGAGUUCGAGAGACGUGGGGAUGACCUGCACAUGAACACGAAGGUGACGCUUCGAGAAGCUUUGCUGGGGUGGACCAAAACCGUCAGGCACAUGGACGGCCACACAGUGGAGAUUGGAACCGACAGCGUAACCAAGCCCUUUCAAGUCAUAAAGGUGAGAGGUGAGGGCAUGCCGCUGAGAGACGACCCUGCCAGUUUCGGGGACCUGUACGUCAAAGUCGAAGUCAAUUUCCCCCGUGCGCUCAGCGGAAGUCAGCAGGACCAAAUCGCGAGCAUCUUCUCCUGA